Manihot esculenta (cassava) is the source of this 2693-nucleotide messenger RNA. RefSeq names its product elongation factor G-2, chloroplastic. The record is from RefSeq and is a predicted model, not a curated record. The transcript is spliced from 4 exons. Gene Ontology annotation, molecular function: GTP binding; translation elongation factor activity; GTPase activity. Gene Ontology annotation, cellular component: mitochondrion; chloroplast. Gene Ontology annotation, biological process: mitochondrial translation; ribosome disassembly; translational elongation. The coding region runs from base 116 to 2479 and encodes 787 amino acids. NCBI's taxonomy places the organism in Eukaryota, Viridiplantae, Streptophyta, Magnoliopsida, Malpighiales, Euphorbiaceae.
AGCAUGAAAUAGAUAGCUGAGCCAGAGAAGAUUUUCGUUAUCCCUAAAUAACAUCCUUAUCAUUCGCAGCGGAACUCCGAGGGAGGGAUCAGAUUAUUCGGAUAAAACCAAUAAAAUGGCGGCAGAGACUCUGAGAUUAACGGGUUCUGCUUCAUAUUCACUCUGUACCUUCAAUGGGUCUACAAGGGGAGCUAACUCUUCUUCAACCCCAAUUCGGUUUCUGGGUCUCCCUCCUCGAGCUUCAGUCUCUCCUUCAAUCUCUUCGUCGCUUUCUCAUUUUAUGGGAGGCAUGCGUUUUGGCUCACAGUUGUCGAAGGUUUCCAUUUCAUGUAGACAGCAACAGAGGAGGAGAAACUUCUCUGUCUUUGCCUUGGCCGCUGAGGAGGCAAAGCGUGCGGUACCAUUGAAAGAUUACCGCAACAUUGGAAUUAUGGCUCACAUAGAUGCAGGAAAGACUACUACAACUGAACGGAUACUGUACUACACAGGAAGAAACUAUAAAAUAGGUGAAGUACAUGAAGGAACAGCUACAAUGGACUGGAUGGAGCAAGAACAAGAAAGAGGAAUUACCAUUACUUCUGCUGCAACUACCACAUUCUGGAAUAAACACCGGAUCAACAUUAUUGAUACUCCUGGCCAUGUUGAUUUCACACUUGAAGUGGAACGAGCGCUCAGGGUUUUGGAUGGUGCUAUCUGCCUAUUUGACAGUGUAGCUGGUGUGGAACCACAGUCUGAAACUGUGUGGAGGCAAGCUGAUAAAUAUGGAGUACCAAGAAUUUGCUUUGUAAAUAAGAUGGAUCGCCUUGGAGCAAACUUCUUUAGAACGAGAGACAUGAUAAUAACAAACUUGGGUGCCAAACCUCUUGUUCUUCAAAUUCCAGUUGGUUCAGAAGACAAUUUUCAAGGGGUUGUUGAUCUUGUAAAAAUGAAAGCUAUAAUUUGGUCAGGAGAAGAACUAGGUGCGAAGUUUGUAUAUGAUGAUAUUCCAGUGGAUCUUGAAGACUUGGCUCAAGAAUAUCGAGCAUUGUUGAUAGAGAAUAUAGUUGAGUUGGAUGAUGAUGCUAUGGAGAAAUAUCUAGAAGGAGUUGAACCUGAUGAGGAAAUUAUAAAAAAAUUGAUUAGGAAGGGCACAAUUGCCAGCAGUUUUGUGCCAGUUUUAUGUGGGUCUGCUUUUAAAAAUAAGGGUGUUCAGCCAUUGCUUGAUGCUGUUGUUGAUUAUUUACCUUCUCCUCUUGACUUGCCAGCUAUGAAGGGGACUGAUCCUGAGAACCCAGAAGUAACAAUUGAAAGGACUGCAAGUGACGAUGAACCAUUUUCUGGACUAGCUUUCAAGAUCAUGAGUGAUCCAUUUGUAGGAUCCCUCACAUUUGUGCGAGUUUAUGCAGGGAAGCUAGCUGCAGGAUCUUAUGUACUGAAUGCAAACAAAGGAAAGAAGGAGAGAAUCGGAAGACUGCUAGAAAUGCAUGCCAACAGUAGGGAGGAUGUUAAGUUAGCGUUAACUGGUGAUAUUAUUGCUCUGGCAGGUCUAAAAGAUACCAUAACUGGUGAAACACUCUGUGAUCCUGAUAAUCCUAUUGUGCUUGAACGUAUGGACUUCCCUGAUCCCGUGAUCAAGGUUGCAAUUGAACCCAAGACCAAGGCUGAUGUUGAUAAGAUGGCUACUGGCUUGAUCAAACUUGCUCAGGAGGACCCUUCUUUUCAUUUCUCAAGAGAUGAAGAAAUCAACCAGACUGUUAUUGAAGGAAUGGGGGAACUGCAUCUUGAGAUUAUUGUGGAUCGCCUAAAAAGAGAAUUUAAGGUGGAGGCUAAUGUUGGCGCACCCCAAGUAAACUACCGAGAAAGCAUUUCCAAAGUUUCAGAAGUGAAGUAUGUGCAUAAAAAACAGUCUGGUGGACAAGGACAGUUUGCAGAUAUAACUGUUCGGUUUGAACCUAUGGAGCCAGGUAGUGGAUAUGAGUUCAAAAGUGAAAUCAAGGGAGGUGCAGUGCCGAAAGAAUAUAUUCCUGGGGUGAUGAAAGGAAUGGAAGAGUGCAUGAGUAAUGGAGUGCUUGCAGGUUACCCUGUUGUGGAUGUACGCGCUGUGUUGGUAGACGGUUCUUACCACGACGUGGAUUCAAGUGUUUUGGCAUUUCAACUGGCAGCUAGGGGAGCAUUCCGAGAAGGCAUGAAGAGAGCCGGCCCAAAGAUGCUAGAACCCAUAAUGAAAGUUGAAGUGGUGACACCUGAAGAACAUUUGGGAGAUGUUAUUGGUGAUCUCAACUCUAGGAGAGGUCAGAUUAACAGCUUUGGCGACAAACCUGGCGGCCUAAAGGUGGUUGAUGCUCUUGUUCCACUGGCAGAGAUGUUUCAAUAUGUGAGUACGCUUAGAGGAAUGACGAAAGGUCGAGCAUCGUAUACUAUGCAAUUAGCUAAGUUUGAUGUUGUCCCUCAACACAUUCAGAACCAGCUUGCUUCAAAGGAGCAAGAAGUUGCUGCUUGAUUCCCUGGAGGAGGUUUUGAACUUUGUCAGAUUGAUUCAAGGAACCAGUUUUGUUGUCAUGUAUAAAUGCAGACAAAUUUAGUGAAGAAACACUGUUAUACCAUUGAACAUCAAACCUAAGAUUGUUGAAUAUGUGAGGGUACGGGUAAGACGGGAAGAACAAAUAAAUGUUGGAAAAUUUUUUUUAUUUAUUUAUUAUUAUUAUUUUUUAAAA